Messenger RNA from Quercus robur (English oak), 1009 nucleotides. Its product is annotated as U11/U12 small nuclear ribonucleoprotein 25 kDa protein. Gene Ontology annotation, biological process: mRNA splicing, via spliceosome. NCBI's taxonomy places the organism in Eukaryota, Viridiplantae, Streptophyta, Magnoliopsida, Fagales, Fagaceae. Gene Ontology annotation, molecular function: protein binding. Gene Ontology annotation, cellular component: U12-type spliceosomal complex. The record is from RefSeq and is a predicted model, not a curated record. The coding region runs from base 255 to 770 and encodes 171 amino acids. The transcript is spliced from 4 exons.
AAUACUAGUUAGCCACGGAACAAAAACAAGUCCAUAUGUGGGCUUUUACUUUGUGGGCUGAACCAUGUGCUUUAGGCACCCAACAAUUAAUGAUAAAGGAAUGCUGAGCCUAUAGUCAAAUUUCAAGCCUAGAUUCAUCUUUUGUCGAGUUAGUUAAGCUUGACGUUGAAAAAUCAUCUUUCCAUUCCAGUACCUUGCUUGCUUGUUGAUCAUUUGAGAUUUCAGAGUGGAAGAGAGAAGGAGACGCACACGUGAUGAUGAUGGAAUCUAGUGUGAAAAGGGAAGAAAACGUGGAAGAUUACGUGAAGAAGGCAAGGUUAAACUCAACGCUUGCCGCUCUACUCCAUGAUCCUAUACUUGCUGAUGUGCCCAAGAAUCCAACCUUAUCGGACGUGGACACUCUCAUCAGCCUCGAAUUGGGUAGCGCCAUGCGUAUCUCCAUCCUCAAAUUGGAUGACACUUCCUUCGAUGUGGCACUGAUGAAUUCGGCAACGGUCAAGGAUUUGAAGCUUGCAAUCAAGAAGAAAGUGAACAAUGUGGAGCAAUCCAAAAUGGGUCAUCGUCACAUUUCGUGGAAGCAUGUUUGGGCAAAUUUUUGCCUAUCAUACAAUAAGGAGAAGCUACUUGAUGAUAACUCUGUGCUUCAGGAUUACGGCAUACGUAAUAAUUCUCAGGUACACUUCAUCCCCUACGUCAUGUCAAAGGAUUCUCAAAAGCACUCAAGGGGUAGAAAACACCGCUUCUUUCAUGGUCUUAACAAGUAUGCUUGAAAAAUCAAUCAUGUUGCUUGAUCUCAUGGUGCUGCACGGGUUCUGGAUCUCCUUUGUUUAUACUUUUCUAUAACUGUAGCCAAUCAUGCUAAUUCUUGUUGUCAAAUCCAAAAUAUAGAUAAGCUGUUCGACCUUUUGGUUUUUUUGUGCUGACCAACAAUGUAAUAAUGUAAUAUAAAACAUUGCUUAAGGAUGAUUAAUUUGUUCAUCUAUUACAUGCCAGGAAUGAUUAAAUGAAA